GAUUCAUUGGAUGAGAUUUGAUUGCCAUACGGGCUUUCCAUCCACUAUCUGGUAAACUUAAACUCGAAGAGCAUCUACUGCGAAAACAUAACGGGCCGUAACUCUUACAAGGCGACUGACUACAUUGCAUUGUCGAUAUCUUUUAUAAUUAAACACCCAGCAGCCCACUUGGGUAGAACCUUCAUUCUUCCCACCAUUCGUUACAUUCAUUACCCCACGAGAGGAGAGACGCUCACUCGUAGGAUCGGUUUCGUUGCACGCAUAAAAGACUGCAUAGAACUCCAAACAACUCAUGGAAGUCGUGUAUGGUUUGAUAGGGUUAUCCUAGAUUGCGAAAAGGAGAAAUGAGCAAUGCCAACUCGAGCAGAAACUCCUCCAGUGGAUACAUCUUCGACACGGAAUACCCAUAUUCACACGGAAUCUCCAAGUACUGAUUUCGAGUCCCCCCAUAUUCGCAGGAUGCAAAGUCCUACACAUGCCCCUCUCACGAUACUUUCUUCCAGCGCAAUGAACAUGCCUCAUUUAAACACGGAUCCCUCCUUACUCAAAUCUUCGACGGGCACAAUUAGAUCCGUACCCUCUGAUGACUCUCGACUUGGUCCAAAUUCUCACGACGAUAGUCCAACUGCGCAACCUCAAUCACAAAACGAGUCUACUACACCUACCACCCCAAGAAAAGCUAGCUAUAAUUCCAUAAAUGGUUCGAAACCACCACUUAGUCGACAGAAUCCAUCCGCGACAGGAAUGCCCAGAGGAGUUGUCAGAAGUAUAUCUACCGAAUUUGGCCCUACCAAGUACUCGAGUAGCAAUGUACAUGUUGUGGAAGAUAUCCCCGCGAACGAUGGUGAAGACUUUAAUUCAGCUAUUGGGAAGGCAAACUUGGGAAAGUCGGGGAGAGUGAUCGAGCGACUUACAAAGGAAAAUGACAUGUUGAAGCGCGAUGUCAAGAUUGAGAGGCUGAGAGCUGAAGAGGCUCUCGAUCAAGCAAGACUGGCCGAGAGCAGAUUCGUCCAAGAAAACGAAGAAUGGGAGCGGAAGUUGCGUGAUGCUGCUAUGAAUUCAACGGUUCUAAAGAGGAGGGAGCGACAGCUCGCGGAUGCCAAAGAAAAAAUUGAUGCGGAACGACACAAGGCCGAGAAAGCGACUGAGGGUGAGCUGUUCUGGAAGACUGAGAUGCAGAAAUUAGAAAAUGAAUGCAAAGAAAAGGUCGAAGAAGCCCAGAGCCGGGCGGAGCUAUACGAGGGAAGAAACAAUGUCAUGACCAACCAUUGGAAGGACCAGGAAAAGUCCGCCAAUCGGACCGUAGCGAAGCUAGAGAAGGAGAUCAAAAUGAUUGUGAAGGAAAGGAUAGCCGACGAUGAGAAGAUUACCAUGCUCAAACGCCUCGCAGAACAGCAAGCCGAGCAGCUCAAAACACUGCAGAAAGAAAAGGAUGACGUCGAUCGGAAAUAUGAGGAGUACAAGGCAGAGAAGGAGAAGUCUCUCGCAGAUAUCAAAGAAAAUGCAAGUAAACAGCAGAAGGCCAACGAGGAGAUUAUGGCAGAGACGCAAAAGGUUCUUGGGGAGCUGAGAUGGGCCCUCAAUGUCAAAAAACACGUCAAAGAUGCUGAAUAAGAAGCUCAAUUACCAAUUUCAAGUCUCGGAUUCGUAAAGAUUUCACUGACUCCAAAAACUUUCUUUCCACUUGAACCCCGCGAUCUCGACACAUACUCAUAUCAUCCAUCUACUUUCGAAUUACAUUGAAUUACGAUAUUCUCUUCGAGCGAUCCAGCGACAUCAGAGACUGCAUUGCAUUGGAGAAACAGGAUACAGUUGUAUUUUCUGCGCUUUUGUACAUUAGACACUGUGGUUAGGGUAUCUCGGGUUGAACUUGGGCCACGAAGCCCAGGGUGUUAAGGAGUUUCUUUCUUGUGUCUACAUCAGAUCAUCAUAUCUAGGAAUUGUACAUUGGGGCAAACACUGGGAAGUUCAUCAGAGUUAGAUUUGCCAGGGUUAUUGAUGAUGAUUGAAUGAACUAGAUUUUCUUUUUAAUGAUGCCAUUGUGCAAUAGUUGCUCUGAUCUUAAAUCAUAACUUGAUGCAGAAGGAAAGUAUAAUUUUGCCA
Messenger RNA from Botrytis cinerea B05.10, 2103 nucleotides. RefSeq lists its product as hypothetical. The coding region runs from base 352 to 1614 and encodes 420 amino acids. The record is from RefSeq and is a predicted model, not a curated record. The transcript has 2 exons. NCBI's taxonomy places the organism in Eukaryota, Fungi, Ascomycota, Leotiomycetes, Helotiales, Sclerotiniaceae.